GGAGACGCGGACACUGCCCCCUCUCGCGCCCCAGAGCGCCCUUCGGACGCUGGCGAAGAGACCCUCCGGGAGUGACGGCCCUUCCUUUCGGCGCCCUCCGGCCCGCUGCUCAGACAGUCUCUUAGCAACAGCCGCGAGUCCGGCCGCCCAGAGCCGCGCCAGCCGCCGCCGCGGGCUCAACUCCACCCGGCGGAGCCCGGCGCGCCGCAGCCACACAAAAGAGGCGCUGGGGCCCGCCCGGGAGCGCCGCGGCAGGGCUCGCGGGGAGGCGCAGGAGGAGCGGCGGGGGGGAGGACGGCUCCGAGGCAGGAUGCGGGCUGCGGAAGACCUGACACUUCUUGGAAACUCUUGGAAAUGGCUCCCGCCACGGCAGCGGAGGAGGCUGCGAACCUGGGGCGGGCGCUCGCCCCCGCUGGGCUGCUGAGCCGCGCUCGGCUGGUGGGCCCCGAGGCGCUGUAUCUGCGCCUCGCCGUCGGCUCGGGCUGAAAAAGUUUCUCCAUGGUUCCUUUGUGUCGCCCGAGCGCCCGUUCGCCGGCCCGGAGCUGCCCCAGCCUUCCCGGCAGCAGGAGGUGGCGGAGCAGCUAGUGGGCAGCCGGCGCCCCCACUACACAAGCCUCUGCCACAGAGACUAGCCCCGCGCGGCACCGGCUCACCAUGAUCGCCACCGGUGGCCUCCUGAGGAUUUCCGCCAGAAAGCAGGAUCCCCUCCGCCCCCCAACCCAGGUCCCCAAGCGCAAGCGGAAAGCCAAGAAAAGGCGCAAGAACGAUGUAGUGGUGGUGAAAGGCAAGCUAAAGCUGUGCUCCAUCUCGGGGCUCAUUGCCCUCUGCGGGAUCCUGGUGCUGCUGGUGGGCAUAGCCAUGGCGGUGGUGGGCUACUGGCCCAAGGCCAACGGGACCAACAGGGAAGGGGGUAAGCAGCUGCCGGCCGCAAGCAGCGGCCACCGCGUCCCGACCACGGCCAAUAGCGGCGGCAGUGGCAGCAAAAACCGGUCCAGGAGCCACCUGGGGGCUCCGGGGGGUGUCAACUCUAGUUUGAUGGGCGCGCCGCGGAGCACACCUCCAGCGCGGCCCGCCGGCCCUUCGUCCUCUUCCACGUCUGUGGGUUUCUUCUUCCGCAUCUUCUCCGGAUACCUGCACUCUGACAAACUCAAGGUCUUCGGGCCCCUCAUCAUGGGCAUCGGCAUCUUCCUCUUCAUCUGCGCCAACGCGGUGCUCCACGAGAACCGAGACAAGAAGACCAAGAUCAUCAACCUGCGGGACCUCUACUCCACCGUCAUCGACGUGCACAGCCUCCGCGCCAAAGACCUGGCGGCUGCAGCGGCUGCGGCGGCUGCCGCCGCCUCCUCGUCCUCCGCCCCCGCCUCGGCGCCCCCCGGAGCCCCGCCGCUCAACGGCUUCCUCAGCUACGUGCAGUCGCGGGGCCUGGAGCUGCAGCCCGGGAGCUGCGGCGGCAGCGCGGGGGACGCCUUCGGGGCGGCGGUGCUGGCCAGGGGCUCGUGGUCCCACCCCGCCGUGCUGGGCGGGGGCGGCGGCGGGGCCAAGGGCGCCGCGUCCCCGCCCGACCUGGUCUCGUCCCCGCGCUGCUCGCGGGAGCCCCCGAAGCUGGCGGAGGCCGUGUACAGCAUCUACCGCGAGCGCUCGGGCGUGGCCAGCCGUCGCCGGGCCGCCGCCGCUGCCGCCGCCGCUGUGGCCGCUGCCGCCGCCGCCACCACCGCGGUCGCCAGCAGCGGCAGCAGCCCGGCGCCCUGCAGCCCACCCGAGAGCUGGGGGCGCCAGAGCACCACCAGCUCCCUCGUGGGCUCCUCGCUGAGCGCCUUCGCGCUACUACCCUUGCAAGGGGACCGCGACGGGGACGGGGAUGGGGACGCGGAGGGCACGAGCUGCAGCUGGCAGAGGCCGCCUGGGGAACGUGGCUCCCGGGAGAUCCCGCGGGGCGAGCUCGACCUGGGCUUGACCGACCUCCGCGGUGCCCCGGGCGGCUCGCGCUGGGCGCCCAGCGAGCUGGAGGAGCCCGAGGGCGCAGCGGCGGCGCGCACCGCCAGGGGGCAGGGUGGCCGCCUGCCCAGGACCGGCAAGUACGCGGCCCUGCGGCGCCGCAGCACCAGCGGGCUCCCGGACUACCGGGCGCCACCGUCCCCCGAGCCCCCACCCUCUCCGCGCAGCGCGGAGCUGGACUCGAGCCUUCUGGCCAAAGCUGCCUCCCCCUCCCCGCCCCUGCGGCUGGAGGACUCACCCCCAGCCAGGCCGGACUCGUCGAAUGACCCAUCCUGCUGCAAUAAGGGCUACACCCCGCUGCGGGAGGCUGGCACCUCUUUGGAGUCGGUUGUGGAAACAGCCCGUGAAAGGCCAGACUGUGAGGCCGCCACGGCCCCGGGGGCGCAGCAGAGGCCCCCGGAGGAUCCCAGCCAAGGGUCACCACCCGCGGCCCGGCCACCUCAGCUGGUGCAGAGGCAGUUUACAAACAAGGAGAAACUCUUCAUGAUUUCCCGGUCUCACGCAAUAGGGGUAGAGGAUGGAGAACUGGAAAGUACUGGCAUUUAGGAAAAGAAGGAGCGAGAGGGGGCAAAAGAGUCAGAGAUUUGGGGAAAUGCCCAUUUGAAUCGGUGAAUUUAACAUUUCCCUAUUUCCUUGUGGACUUACCGGAGGAAAUCAUCCAAUACCCAAAGAGCUGCAGAAUGUUAUCCUUGAAUUGCGUUCACAAGAUUCCUGUAGAUAACUCCAAGCAAUUUUUUUUUUUAAAGCAAACUAGUCUUUUAUGUCCGAUGGUGAUUGUAUGUUCCAUGAAAACCAAAUGUAUUAAAAGGUCAGCAAUCUAAUUCAUUAGAUAAAAUUCUCUUAAUUUUCUUAGGAUCAAAAUAAUAUAUUUUUUUGACAGUAACUGUGCACUUUACUCCAACUUUUUUCUCCCCCUCAUUUCCCUAACCCUGUUCUCUGCCGCUGGUUUUGUCCAUAGCUGCUUGUGAAUGACAAGCUUUCCUUCUCCUGUGCUUUUGUGGAGCAUAGAAGGGUUUGUCGAAGUUCUUUGAGAACUGACCUUACUAAAUGAAGUCAAAGCCAGAAGCAAAGAGUAUGUCAGGAAAGAGCACUUUCCUUGCCCUGCCCUACUCUGCUCCAACAGCUCAAAGGCCUCUUUAUUUUUUAAAAGGGUAUUUACAUUUUGCUACUAGGGGAUCUAAUGGAGGAGGGGAUGGGCAUCAUCUACAUGGAUUGUUACAUUCCUAAGUUCACUAUAUCAAGUUACACAAUACUUUAUUGAGUAUUAUCACACCUGUAUUGCAUAUAGCAUUAUUAAAAUCUUUUUUAAUAAAAGAAGUUUCCAAACAAACAGUUAAACAUAAUAUCGCUUCAUUUUGCCUUGGAACUAAUGCUUCUAAUACACAUUAAACAUUUAACAGUUCAGCUGGUCAAUCUAAAAUAUUUUGCUAUGACACUGUACUAUGAUUGUAGCUAUAUCCUCCCCCAAAGUGCUCAGUGCUAUCGUGACUCCAUCCAUUUCCAGUAUAUUUUUAACUUUUAAAUAUAGGGUAGUAUUGAACAUUUGGGAGUUUCUCUUUCAAAUAGAAUGAAACAUUAAAUAAAUAGUAAUUUUCUAUAAUACUUCUAAGUUUACCUCAAAGUAUUAAUUUACAGAGCACCAGGCUUAAUGGCCCCUUUUCAUCCUCUUGGAUUUGACUUAUUUGGUUUUGAUUUUAAGUUCAUGAUCUUGAAUCCAUGGCCUACGUAGGCUAAAAAGGUAAUGUUUUAAUAAUUUGGUACA
This is a messenger RNA of Mirounga angustirostris (Northern elephant seal), 3757 nucleotides long. It is a transcript of the gene TMEM200C, whose product is annotated as transmembrane protein 200C. The record is from RefSeq and is a predicted model, not a curated record. The transcript is spliced from 3 exons. The coding region runs from base 655 to 2541 and encodes 628 amino acids. Lineage: Eukaryota; Metazoa; Chordata; Mammalia; Carnivora; Phocidae.